CAAUAAAUAAACAAAUAACAGCGACGCGACAGCAAUUACAACACAAUGGUGGCCCCGUCGAAGCUCAGUCAAGUUUUUAGCUACCAAAACUGGGUGCAUGCCAUCUCCGGUGCUGCCGGUGGCUGCAUAGCCAUGAGCACCUUCUACCCACUGGACACGGUGCGUUCCCGCCUGCAACUGGAGGAGGCUGGUGAGGUGCGCAGCACCAUGCAGAUGCUCAAGGAGAUCGUUCUGGGCGAGGGUUUCCAGUCGCUCUACCGCGGACUGGGUCCAGUUCUCCAGAGCCUGUGCAUUUCGAACUUUGUUUAUUUCUACACAUUCCAUGCCCUCAAGGCGCUGGCCUCGAAUGGAAAAGCAUCGCAGCAAAGCGCACUGAAGGAUCUGCUGCUUGGCUGCAUCGCUGGCGUGAUCAAUGUCCUUACAACCACUCCCUUCUGGGUGGUCAACACGCGACUGCGCAUGCGCAACGUGGCCGGGACCUCUGAUGAGGUCAACAAGCACUACAAGAGUCUUGUGGAGGGUCUCAAGUAUGUGGCCAAAACAGAGGGUCUCGCCGGCCUGUGGUCGGGAACGAUUCCCUCGCUGAUGCUCGUCUCGAAUCCUGCGCUGCAGUUCAUGAUGUACGAGCUGUUAAAACGGAACAUCAUGACCUUCACCGGUGGAGAGGUAGGCAGCCUGGGCUUCUUCUUCAUCGGGGCCAUUGCCAAGGCCUUUGCCACGGUGCUGACCUAUCCCCUGCAGUUGGUGCAGACCAAGCUGCGUCAUCGCAGCAAGGAGGCUACAGCCGCACCCUCAACGUCCCGACAGGCGGGCCAAAAAAGCGAGAGCACUCUGGAGAUGAUGAUCAGUAUAUUGCAGCACACAGGAGUUCGAGGUCUGUUCCGUGGCCUGGAGGCCAAGAUUCUCCACACCGUGCUCACUGCCGCGCUCAUGUUCAUGGCGUACGAGAAGAUAGCCAGCACAGUCGGCCUGCUGCUCAAACGGAAUGCAUAGAGGAGGCUCUAGUCUACAUAAUUAUACACACACAUGACUUAGAUACGGAUAUGGCCAGCAUACACUCCAAAGUUAGCCGUUAAGCGUUGAUGGAUUAAAGAAAGAACAAAUUUAACGAGGAA
This is a messenger RNA of Drosophila persimilis, 1115 nucleotides long. RefSeq names its product peroxisomal membrane protein PMP34 (gene PMP34). The record is from RefSeq and is a predicted model, not a curated record. Bases 46 to 993 code for a protein of 315 amino acids. The transcript is spliced from 3 exons. Gene Ontology annotation, cellular component: peroxisomal membrane. Gene Ontology annotation, molecular function: NAD transmembrane transporter activity; ADP transmembrane transporter activity; AMP transmembrane transporter activity. NCBI's taxonomy places the organism in Eukaryota, Metazoa, Arthropoda, Insecta, Diptera, Drosophilidae.